Molecule: messenger RNA, 126 nt
Organism: Dentiscutata erythropus
Lineage: Eukaryota; Fungi; Glomeromycota; Glomeromycetes; Diversisporales; Gigasporaceae
Source: the annotation of a GenBank genome assembly
AUGCCUUCGUUGGAUCUUAGACUUAACAUAUUACUCAUUCUUAUUUAUGGUGGGCAGGAUGGACAAGAAAUUAGAGCGCAACUUGACGUUGCUGUAUUAAAUGUAAGCGCUACUCCAAAUACUUAG